CUGGAAGUGCCGUAGUCUCGUAAGGCCCUGCUGAUGCGUGAUCCAAACACUUCCGUGUGAGCUGCGGUUGUCUGUGCUAAGCUACAUAUGGAAAUCUUGAAAUAAUUCUGAAUGCGCAUUUUAUGCCACUUCUAAACUACGUACUGAAUGUAAUUUGAUGUACAAUGGCUCUUGUAUCGACAGACACCAAAAUAGCAGAAUAUCUGACUGAACUGCACCAGCUCAUCAAACAGACGCAGGAGGAGCGAUCUCGGAGUGAACACAAUCUGCUCAACAUCCAGAAGACCCAUGAACGAAUGCAGACGGAAAACAAGACCUCUCCUUACUACCGGACCAAGCUACGUGGGCUGUACACCACAGCGAAGGCCGACGCGGAGGCAGAGUGCAGCAUACUUCGACAUGCUUUGGACAAGAUCGCUGAGAUAAAAUCCCUACUGGAGGAAAGACGCAUCGCGGCGAAAAUGGCAGGGGUGUAUAGUGACAGCGACCCUCCCAGGAAGACCAUGCGUAGGGGCGUGCUGAUGACCCUCCUGCAGCAGUCUGCCAUGACACUGCCCCUCUGGAUUGGCAAGCCGGGGGAGAGCCCACCCCCCCUGUGCGGGGCGAUUCCUGCCAGCAGUGACUAUGUGGCCAAGCCAGGGGACAAGGUGGCGGCUCGAGUGAAGGCGGUCGAUGGCGACGAGCAGUGGAUCCUGGCCGAGGUUGUCAGCUAUAGCCACUCCACCAACAAGUACGAAGUGGACGACAUUGACGAGGAGGGCAAAGACAGGAGACACACUUUGAGCAGAAGGAGAAUCAUUCCUUUGCCACAGUGGAAAGCCAACCCAGAAACAGACCCCGAGGCGCUCUUCAGCAAAGACCACCUCGUCCUGGCUCUGUACCCCCAGACCACAUGCUUCUACCGAGCACUAAUACACACACCACCGCACCGGCCCCAGGAUGACUACUCUGUGCUGUUUGAGGACACAUCCUACGCUGAUGGGUACUCCCCCCCUCUCAACGUGGCCCAGAGAUACGUGGUGGCCUGUAAGGAGAACAAGAAGAAGUGAAGGAGACGCGUUUCUGCUGGGGGGGGGUGUGCUUUAUAUGUGUCAUAGUGUGUCUUUAUGUGAAGUAUGGCGUCAAAUAAAAGUUGCUUAUGAGCUUUUCAUCAA
This is a messenger RNA of Brienomyrus brachyistius, 1154 nucleotides long. RefSeq names its product SAGA complex associated factor 29 (gene sgf29). The record is from RefSeq and is a predicted model, not a curated record. Lineage: Eukaryota; Metazoa; Chordata; Actinopteri; Osteoglossiformes; Mormyridae. The coding region runs from base 165 to 1049 and encodes 294 amino acids. Gene Ontology annotation, cellular component: SAGA complex. The transcript has 10 exons.